This is a messenger RNA of Leptosia nina, 324 nucleotides long. The record is from the annotation of a GenBank genome assembly. NCBI's taxonomy places the organism in Eukaryota, Metazoa, Arthropoda, Insecta, Lepidoptera, Pieridae.
AUGAACAGGCCCAAUCAAUUAGGGGCGGUCAGCGCUCCGACGGAAAGAGGCUACGACUAUGGCAGCGCGCGCGCUCUCAGUGGAAACUUGAGAAAAUGGCGGUGGGCGCAGGGCGAAUUGGGUAGUGGGGAGGCGAUGCGGCCAAGAAUCCUUAAAAAUGUAGUAAACAGAGGCAACGGGGAGUUUCCCAGAUUUUCCGGGCACCUGGUCACCCUAGCUGGGAGGGUGCGUAGGGCGCGCGCGUGCAUCGAUCGUCGGCCGUUCAGUACCGUUCAGUACGCCGGGGCCGCCGGCACGAGCGCGCGUGUGAUGCGCUGCCGCUGA